AUGUACAUACGUGCAUUGCUCCUAUGGGAUAUUUGGAAUGCCAAUUUAGUUAUCCAAAGUUACUCUCGAGCACAAAAUUAUUAUUUGGUGAUCAAUAACAAGAGUGUUUCCACUGCUUCAUCUGUAUCAUUGGACAGAUUACUGAACGUUACAAUUUUUAGUGAUCAUUCUACUUUUGGUUUAAUUUUCGAUGUUCGAUGUGUACCACAAGUUUUUCGAAUACGGAAGUAG
This is a messenger RNA of Cetraspora pellucida, 231 nucleotides long. NCBI's taxonomy places the organism in Eukaryota, Fungi, Glomeromycota, Glomeromycetes, Diversisporales, Gigasporaceae. The record is from the annotation of a GenBank genome assembly.